UUGUCCCUCUGUCUCUUUUUCUGUCUCUAUGUCUGUCUGUUUUUCUGUCUGUCUGUCUGUGUGUCUCCACAGUGCCACCUCCUGGAGAAAGCGGGGAUCAUCAAUAAGACCAAAGUAGUGGAUAACGGUAAAAAGAUCAGGAAGAACUGGAGUCAGUCCUGGACCGUCCUCCACGGGGGCAUCCUCACCUUCCACAAAGACCCAAAAUCUGCUCCCACUGGGAACGCUAGUAAAUCGUCACAGAUUGUUCCAGAAUACACCGUGGAGCUGCGGGGAGCAUCGGUGGGCUGGGCCGCCAAGGACAAGUCCUCCAAGAAGAAUGUCCUGGAGCUGAAGACUCGUCAUGGCUGUGAGUAUCUGAUGCAGUACGACAUUGAGAACAUCGUCAGUGAUUGGCACAAAGUGAUGCAGGACACCAUCAGACAGCUGGAACUGGACGAAGAUGACGAGGACGACACUGCUUCAGACAAAGAGGACAAAGACAGGAAGAGGUCGUCAACCAGGAGUUCAUCAGGAUCAGCCGACUCUGAGCAAAGACGAGUUCGGACCAAACUGCGACGCUUCCUGCAGCGGAGGCCGACGCUGCAGAGCGUUAAAGAGAAGGGCUACAUCAGAGAUAACGUGUUCGGCUGUCACCUGGACACCCUCUGUCACCGAGAGAACACCACCAUCCCGAAAUUUGUGGAGAAGUGUAUUAGAGCAGUGGAGAGGAGAGGUCUGGAUGUGGACGGGAUCUACAGAGUCAGCGGAAACCUGGCAGUGAUCCAGAAACUACGACACAAAGCUGAUCAUGAGGAGCAGCUGGACCUGGAGGACGGACAGUGGGAGGAGAUCCACGUGAUCACCGGAGCACUGAAGCUCUUCCUGCGGGAGCUUCCAGAGCCGCUUUACCCCUUCAGCUGCUUCGACAAGUUCAUCGCCGCGAUCCGUCAGUGUGACACGCAACAUCUACAUCACACACAACGUCAUGUGACA
Molecule: messenger RNA, 975 nt
Organism: Plectropomus leopardus (leopard coralgrouper)
Lineage: Eukaryota; Metazoa; Chordata; Actinopteri; Perciformes; Serranidae
Source: RefSeq, a predicted model, not a curated record